AUGGAGAAGCUGUCAGAAAAAGACAAGGAACUCAUCCGUGGAAGUUGGGAGAGCCUUGGGAAGAACAAAGUCCCACAUGGAAUAAUUAUGUUCACCAGGUUGUUUGAACUGGAUCCAGCAUUGCUAAACCUCUUCAGCUACAGUGCAAACUGUAGCAUCACAUCUGAUUGUCUGUCCAGCCCAGAGUUCUUGGAGCAUGUCACUAAGGUGAUGUUGGUGAUUGAUGCUGCUGUCAGUCAUCUUGAUGACCUCCACUCCUUGGAGGACUUUCUUCUGAAUCUGGGGCGGAAGCACCAGGCUGUUGGGGUCAGCACACAAUCUUUUGCAGUGGUUGGAGAGUCUCUCCUCUAUAUGCUUCAGUGCAGUCUGGGUGCAAACUACACAGCUCCACUGCGGCAGGCAUGGCUGAACCUGUACAGCGUUGUAGUCGCAGCCAUGACGAGGGGGUGGUCCAAGAAUGGAGAACAUAAGGACAACUGA
Messenger RNA from Chanos chanos (milkfish), 480 nucleotides. RefSeq names its product neuroglobin (gene ngb). The record is from RefSeq and is a predicted model, not a curated record. The coding region runs from base 1 to 480 and encodes 159 amino acids. The transcript is spliced from 4 exons. Gene Ontology annotation, molecular function: heme binding; oxygen binding. Lineage: Eukaryota; Metazoa; Chordata; Actinopteri; Gonorynchiformes; Chanidae.